Parasteatoda tepidariorum (common house spider) is the source of this 570-nucleotide messenger RNA. It is a transcript of the gene Sec61beta, whose product is annotated as Sec61 translocon subunit beta. Gene Ontology annotation, cellular component: Sec61 translocon complex. Lineage: Eukaryota; Metazoa; Arthropoda; Arachnida; Araneae; Theridiidae. Gene Ontology annotation, biological process: intracellular protein transport. The record is from RefSeq and is a predicted model, not a curated record.
UUCUACUUCCACUUUGUGAUUGUUGGCAUGUCAACGUCAUCGUAUUUUCCGUAUUGAUUCACUUUCUUGAUUAUUGGUGUUGGAGCUCCGAAUCUUUUCAGCUUACUGCCACGUUCUGUAGAUUUAAUAAUAUUUGUGUGAAGAAUACAAUUCAAAAUGCCUGCUCCAUCUAGUGCUACAUCUGUAGGUGCUGGUAGUAGAUCGCCAAAGUCAAUGGCUCCUAGAGCAGGCUCUGGGUCCACUGUGAAACAGAGGAAAACUGGUGGUGCUAGCUCUAGUAACCGAACAAGAACAACUGGUGCAAACAGUGGUGGAAUGUGGAGAUUCUAUACAGAUGACUCACCUGGAAUCAAAGUUGGCCCAGUUCCAGUUUUAGUUAUGAGCCUUCUUUUCAUUGCAUCUGUAUUUAUGCUGCACAUUUGGGGAAAAUAUACCAGAGGUUGAAUCCGGUUAAAAUAAACACUAAUCAAAAUUUAUUCUCAAGUAAUAUUAUUCUCAUUCCAUUUAAGACUUCACCUAUUUUGUGUACACUUUCCUUGUAACUGUAAUAAAUUUAUACCUUCAUACAAA